Molecule: messenger RNA, 1388 nt
Organism: Drosophila mojavensis
Lineage: Eukaryota; Metazoa; Arthropoda; Insecta; Diptera; Drosophilidae
Gene: kraken
Product: probable serine hydrolase
Exons: 3
Coding region: 90-1205 (371 amino acids)
Source: RefSeq, a predicted model, not a curated record
UGCGAGUUUUAAAAGAUGUUGUUUUAUUUAUGAUUAUAACAAAAUCUAAGAAAGAUGAAUUAGUCAUUUAACAGUGGUCCAACUGCACGAUGUUAGUAACAUUUCGCGAAUAUGUUAUCUUAACACUGCUGUUAUUGCUUACACAAAAUAGCCGCAUAGACUGUGGCCGAAGCAGUAGCGAAAUUUCAUUGUUUACGAGUGUUUCGCUAUCCGCUCCGAGACGUCCCUUCGAAAGCAUGGCACAGGCGCGAGUCGCAACAACAACCUCUUUGAACGACACAAUGACGGCCAAGACAAACGGUUCAAUGCCAACGUUGGGCGAAAACAGCUGGGAGGAAUUCUCCAUUGAUGUGCCCUGGGGCACUGUUACAGGCAAAUGGUGGGGCUCACGGAAUAGGCAACCGAUUCUGGCGCUGCAUGGCUGGCAAGAUAACUGUGGCUCAUUCGAUAGACUCUGUCCACUGCUGCCGGCGGACGUUUCAGUGCUGGCCAUUGACUUGCCGGGCCAUGGACACUCGUCGCAUUAUCCUCAGGGCAUGCAGUACUUCAUCUUCUGGGAUGGUAUCUGCCUGAUCCGGCGCAUUGUGCGAAAGUACAAUUGGAAGGACGUCACGCUGUUGGGUCACUCUUUGGGUGGCGCACUUACUUUCAUGUAUGCGGCCAGCUUUCCUAACGAGGUGUGCAAGCUGAUCAAUAUCGAUAUUGCUGGACCAACGGUGAGGGGCGUUACCCGCAUGGCCGAGGGCACCGGCAAGGCGUUGGACAAGUUUCUGGACUAUGAGACGCUGCCGCAGAGUAAACAGCCCUGCUACUCUUAUGAGGAAAUGAUCAAGCUAGUUUUGGAUGCCUACGAUGGAUCCGUGGAUGAUGAAUCUGUGCGGGUUUUGAUGCGGCGUGGCAUGAAGCCCAAUCACGGUGGCUACCUCUUCUCCCGUGAUCUGCGUCUCAAAGUUAGCCUGCUGGGCCUAUUCACAAAAGAGCAGACGCUGGCCUAUGCACGACAGAUUCGUUGCAAAGUGCUCAACAUUCGCGGAGUGCCGGGCAUGAAGUUCGAAAUGCCCGAAUUUUAUGCCGAGGUAAUUGCAACACUUAAGCAACAUGCUGAGCAUGUGGUUUACGUGGAAGUGCCGGGCACACACCAUCUGCACCUGGUGACGCCCGAACGAGUGGCGCCGCACAUAAAUCAAUUUCUUUUAAAUAAGUAAUAGAAGGUAAAUGUAAAUACCCGAUUUGUUCAGUUGCUUAGAUUAACAUUUAACGUAAAAAGUGAACAUUUAACGUAAGUUGAUCUUACGCAUUGUGUUAAUUCUAGAGCUAACGAUUUUAAUUAAGUAGAAGGCUUGUACUAUAAUAGUUAGAUAAUUAUAUAUUUUAUGAUUUAACCAGUA